Molecule: messenger RNA, 786 nt
Organism: Mycetomoellerius zeteki
Lineage: Eukaryota; Metazoa; Arthropoda; Insecta; Hymenoptera; Formicidae
Product: THAP domain-containing protein 5-like
Exons: 4
Coding region: 1-786 (261 amino acids)
Source: RefSeq, a predicted model, not a curated record
AUGCCUGGUUGUUGUGUCCCUGGCUGUUUCAAUAGCAAUAAGAAAUGUUUUUCCUUAAGGCGUUUUCCUGCAAAUUUAGAACGGCGAACAUUAUGGCUGGGAAAGAUAGGCAAAAAAAAUUGGCAACCUUCUCAACGUUCUUAUAUUUGUGAAAUUCACUUUUCAAAGGAUAUGUGGGAAAAGCCUAGAGUUGAUGGAAAACAAAAAUUAAAAUGUAACGCUGUACCAACAAUUUUUCCAACUUCAAACAUAAAUCACUGCCAAGAGCUUAGUGAGACUAUCUCUAAUGUACAUCCAUCAAAUGAGACUUCCACGUCUGUUUCAAAAUCUCAUUCUUUGAAAAGAUAUGCAGACACAUUACACGAUUUGGAGAAAAAUGUUGUUAAGGAAUUACAAAUCGUUACAAACAUUCAUGAGACUAUUUUGAUGGAUAUUUUUAAAAAAUCGAUGUCUAACUCGAAUAAUCAAUCAAUGAAUAUUAAUUUACAAUCUGUUAUUAAUAAUAACGAAUACAAUUUGGAAGACACUCAAUUAACUGAAUUGAAUAUUGAAAAUCGAACUGAUAUCAUUGCAACAAUACCAAACUCAGAUGCUAAUCAAUUAGCAUUACAAUCUGCUUUAUUGAAAAUAAAAAAUUUAGAAACAAAGCUUAACAAAGCCAACACGAUCAUUUGCAAAGGCGAAAAAGCGAAGAAACAUCUACUUCAACAUGAUAGAGAAAAAGAUUGCAUGUUGGCACUUGACAAAAUGAGCCUGGUGAACAACAUGACGCAUCAACCAAUUUAA